ACAUCUUCCACGGAGCCAAGUUCUCAAAGCAGCGAGAAGCCCCGCUACGAGAUCGGGCCCAUUUUAGAAAUGGUUAUGGGCGAUUUCUGCGUCGAGACGGCGGACAGAAGCGCCCUCGCCGAUGAGUGCAUGAGACUUUAUUCUGAGCUCGCCACUGAGAAGAUCCGGAUUCGCAUUCUCGACGAUAUCGCCAUGAAAUCGUUCACUGCGAGUAAUGAGAUCCAGCGGCGGAGCCUCGGCCAGGCGGAGACCAUGGACAAACUCGCCGGACUGAUCCUGAACCUCACGGUUAGGACGGACAAACUAGAGGCCGAGCUGUCACAGGAGAAGGCUCUCAACUCCGAGCUGAAGCGUCAAGCAGGCUCAAGGUAGAUCUUGACCAGGUCACUGUGUACCACUAGCUGCAAUCCUUGAUGACUGCUGUGUCACCUGGCUUCCGAGUUUCUGAAGAUUAAUUUUCGAAAUUUUGUUCGUAAAAUUGGCCUGUGGAAAUGUAAACAAACUAGUACUCUUACUUUA
Lolium perenne is the source of this 519-nucleotide messenger RNA. NCBI's taxonomy places the organism in Eukaryota, Viridiplantae, Streptophyta, Magnoliopsida, Poales, Poaceae. The record is from RefSeq and is a predicted model, not a curated record.